Molecule: messenger RNA, 2074 nt
Organism: Populus trichocarpa (black cottonwood)
Lineage: Eukaryota; Viridiplantae; Streptophyta; Magnoliopsida; Malpighiales; Salicaceae
Product: DELLA protein RGL2
Exons: 1
Coding region: 216-1859 (547 amino acids)
Biological process (GO): regulation of DNA-templated transcription
Cellular component (GO): nucleus
Molecular function (GO): sequence-specific DNA binding; DNA-binding transcription factor activity
Source: RefSeq, a predicted model, not a curated record
GCGAGCAUGGGCUCGGCACCUGCAAGAUAUUUAAAAUUUUAUUAUUAUUUAGUAUUUAAAUAUAGAAUAGUAUAAUAUUUUUUAUUUUAAAUAAAUAAAUUUCUUAAUUAUUUUGUUAUAUUAAUUUUGACAUUCCCUGUCAAAUAUUAUCGUGUUUAUGCUUCAUUAGAUUAGAUAACCAUAUUGUGAAUUUGCCGAUUAGCUUUUAAUCUGAGAUGGCGAAUGCUUCGUUCUCUUUCGAUCCAUUCGACUUCAAUGGAAUACAGAGUGGUUAUAGUCAUAAUGAAGAUUAUGAGAAAGAGGAAUUGGUGAUCAAAGGAAAGCAAGACCGAAUGUUUUCCAUGGAAGACUUGGGGCAGGUUUAUCCUAUAUGUUCUGAAUAUGGUGCUUAUCAAGAUAACACAGAGAACAAGGAGCUCAAUUUCUUUAGAGAUCAGCACCAGCAGCAGCCACAACAACAACAAUCGCCACCCAAUACAAAUUAUUUGGCAUUGGAUGACUUACUUGGUUAUUGUUUCCCAGCACCAGCGCAACCAACGCAGGAAAUCAGAAAGAUUGAGAACAUUGUCGAACAUAGUAAAGAGAUGCAAUAUACACCUGCACUAUCAUCAUCUUUACAACUCCUUCACAAUUAUGGAAGUGGGAUCAAGAAGUUGAAUGCGAACCAGCCCGGCAGUGCUAGCAAUGAAACUUGCUUCGGGAGUCGAAAGAAACUGUCAACUGAGGAGAUCAUAAGAGUAGCUGGAUCAAUGUUCAUACAAUUCUCUGAUCAAAGAUAUGAUGAUUUCUCCAUGCUCAUGCACCCUUUUGGUUAUGCCCUCUCAGGCCUAUCCGAGGAAGAAAAAAGGGAUGUGGAACUCACUCACCUUCUGCUAGCAGCAGCAGAGAAGGUAGGCUACCGACAAUUUGACCGUGCAAGCAGAUUGCUGAGCCGUGGUGAACGGGUUGCAUCUGAGAGAUCCAAUCCACUCCAGAGGGUUGUGUACCACUUCGCAGAAGCUCUUCGAUGGAGGAUUGAUAAGGCAACAGGAAGAUUCCCUCCAACAGAAAUGAAGGGAAAACCAAAAUGUGUAACUCCUCAUGGUUUAAGUACACAUCUAGUUCACCUUAGCGUCCACCAGAAAGUUCCUAUUAAUCAGGUAAUGCAACUCACAGCGAUCCAAGCAAUAAAUGAAAAUGUUGGAUCAGCAAGAAAGAUCCAUUUAAUUGACCUGGAAAUCAGGAGUGGAGUUCAAUGGACGGCCUUGAUGCAAGCUCUUGCAGAUCGUCAACGCCGGCUUGACCAUCUUAAGAUAACUGCUGUUGGCUUGAGAGGCAUACAAAAGAUAGAGGAGACUGGUAAGAGGUUAGAAACCUUUGCUAAGUCCAUGAACCUCCCAUUCACGUUCAAACCAAUUCUGGUAUCUAGCAUGUCUGAAAUCAAGGAGGAACUAUUUGAAACAGCAGCUGAUGAAACCGUGGUUGUUGUCUCUAACAUGAUACUCAGGACAAUGCUCUCAAGGCCAGCUUGCUUGGAAAAUUUGAUGGAAGUGAUUAAAAAUCUUAAUCCUUCAUUAAUGAUCGUCGGCGAAGUUGAAGCAAAUCACAAUUCACCAAAAUUUGUGAACCGUUUCAUUGAAGCAUUGUUCUUUUAUGGUGCAUAUUUCGAUUGUAUUGAGACCUGCCUGGAACAGAACACUGAGCACAGAACGAUAACUGAAGCAAUCUUCUCUAACGGGAUAGAAAAUAUGGUGGCUAUGGAAGGCACCGACAGGAUUGCUAGAAACGUGAAAAUAGAUGUAUGGAGGGCAUUCUUUUCAAGAUUUAGAAUGGUGGAAGUAGGAUUUAGUGAGUCGUCCCCCUAUACCAAGCUAGCUUGAUUCCAAAGCAAUUUCCUUAUGGCGAUUCAUGCACUCUUGAAAAGAAUGGUAAGUGCCUAAUUAUUGGGUGGGAAGGAACACCAUUGCAUUCCCUUUCAGCUUGGAAGUUUUCCAGAGAGAGACUAUGGAGGUCCUUGUAAAUUAUAAAUUCUGAAACUGCUUGUAGUGGCUACUUGCACUCUUAGAUUGAAGGUUAUUAAUUUCAACUGUAUUAU